Leptonychotes weddellii (Weddell seal) is the source of this 2603-nucleotide messenger RNA. Lineage: Eukaryota; Metazoa; Chordata; Mammalia; Carnivora; Phocidae. The record is from RefSeq and is a predicted model, not a curated record.
GGGACCCGGCUGCCCACGAGUGGGGCCCGGGCUGCGGAGAGGCGGCCUGGGACCCCGCGGCGCCCCUCGCGGCCUCGGAGAGGCGAGCGCGCGCUUCUGACGAGCUCAUCAGUUCAGGAUGGGAAACCACGCGGGAAAGCGGGAGUCAAGCGCGGAGAAGGGCAACAAGGACGGAGAAGCCAGCGCAGGAGAGUCUGACAAGAAGAGGGACGUCUGCCAGCUCUCCCGGGAGGCCUCGGAGGACAACGAGGUGUUCGGGGAGGCAGAUGUGGAGCAGAACAAUGGGACCCCCUCUCAGGACACAGCGGUGACAGACUCCAAGCGCACAGCGGACCCAAAGAAUGCCUGGCGGGACGCCAACCCAGCUGACCCCGGGGGCCGCCCCCACUUGAUCCGCCUCUUUUCCCGAGAUGCCCCGGGGAGAGAGGACAACACCUUCAAAGACAGGCCCUCGGAGUCAGACGAGCUCCAGACCAUCCAAGAGGACAGUGCAGUCAGUCCUGAGGGCCUGGAUGUGAUGGCGUCACAGAAAAGACCCUCCCAGCGGCACGGAUCCAAGUACCUGGCCUCAGCAAGCGCCAUGGAUCACGCCAGGCAUGGCUUCCUCCCGAGGCACAGAGACACGGGCAUCCUUGACUCCCUCGGGCGCUUCUUUGGCGGUGACAGGGGUGUGCCCAAGCGGGGCUCAGGCAAGGUGCCCUGGCUCAAGCAGAGACGGAGCCCUGUGCCCUCUCAUGCCCACAGCCAGCCCGGGCUGUGCACCAUGUACCAGGAUGGACAUCACGCAGCGAGAACUACCCACUACGGCUCCCUGCCCCAGAAGUCGCAGCACGGCCGGCCCCAAGAUGAAAACCCUGUAGUGCACUUCUUCAAGAACAUUGUGACACCACGCACACCUCCUCCAUCGCAAGGAAAGGGGCGAGGACUGUCCCUCAGCAGAUUUAGCUGGGGAGCCGAGGGGCAGAAGCCGGGACUUGGCUACGGAGGCAGAGCUCCAGCUCACAAGGGACUCAAGGGGGCCCAUGACGCCCAGGGCACGCUUUCCAAAAUCUUCAAACUGGGAGGAAGAGAUAGUCGUUCUGGAUCACCCAUGGCGAGACGCUGAAGCCCUACCUUGUGGUCCCAGAAACCUGUCCUCAGCUUCUUAAUAUAACUGCCUUAAGAUUUUAAUACCGUCCACAUCCACUCCCUACUUGCAGCAAACACCCUCCCGCCUAAUGCCCGUUGAGUUGUGCACAUGGUGGGGUCAGGCACGCCGCACCUGCUGCAGCUUCUGGCCAUCAGCUAAAUGGAGGGAACGCAGACAGAAUAUUAAGCAGUUACUUGGUGUCUGAAGAGAGCGCGUCCUCGGAGCUCCCUCCACCGCGGCGCGGCCCGAGUCACCGGGCGCUGGUGCGCGGACACACCUCCGAGUUCACCCUCCUCCCUCCUUGGACUUGCUUUGCUGACCCGGCAUCCCUCGGCUUCGCAGGCACUGCCGUGGGGACGCUGCCGUGGACACAGGGACAUGUGCAGGGCGGUGAGGACUGUUGAUCCGAGCUUCCUUUGGUUGCUUUCCCCGCCCCUUGCUCACCUCCUAACACACACUUACUCUCCCUCCAGGAUGAGGCAGUCGGGAGCGGCACGGGGGGCUUUCGGUACGUGAAGUGCGGGCGGGCAGCGGUGAAGAGUCCCGUGGGGUGGGCGCGGAGGGGGCGCCUGCAGGCGGCGGCCCACCCCACGCGGUUAGCGGAAUUCGGGCGCGGCGGAGAGGGGACCGGGAGGCAAGGCUGGGCUGGGCCACGGCCCCAACAGGAAACAGGAUCUUCUUGGAAAUGAGGUGAGGUACAGCGGGAGCCAGAGUGGCUUCUGCCAACAGCCUGUUCCCCCAGAGCCCAGCAGAGGUCCGGGGAGACGCUCGUCUCAGAGCGGGACUGGAGGAGUGUUCUGGGUGGCCUCACGGCGUCACCCUGGUCGCUGCGGGAGGUGACCAGCGGUGCGCUUCCCACGGCAGUGCACACUGCAAUACUAACCCUCGGUGGACAGAUAACCUUCCGUCCGCUUGCAUCCUAGACGCGGACACGCGUAGCGAAUAGGCUUCGGAGGGCCCGCUUCCCGAAUCGCUGAGCUGGACGUCAUGGGGGCCGGGCCUGGCCGGCCCUGUGAGCAGAGAUGGGCUCCUCUGAAUCGUGUCUUUUCUAACGAGCUGACCUUUCCUGUGCCCCCCUCGUAACAUACUGAUCCCGCCUUUUGGUUUUAGCGUAUGUCUUAGAGGCCUUCCAAGGAGCCCCCACUGGCAUCGUCCUCCCUUAGAAGGAACACGAGGAAUAGUCAACGUGUCAACAUAAUCCCGUCCUAAUUCCGAUGUCCGGUGGGGGUUUAAUAUAAUGUCUAUUAAUCUAUAGCCUCAAUGAUGAGAGGGUUACAGGGGAACAAGGAACAAAAUUUCAGAAACAAAACCUCCAAACUGCGUGACACACACACACUCUACAUCUCUGAGCCGACCGCUGGCCGAGUGAUCUCCACGCGGGGCUACGCCCAGACGGCGUGCGCUGAGAUGGGCGCUCGUGGGAAGUACACACUGUUCUUGAAUAUCGAAAUAAAAUAAUAAACUUUUAAUGAUA